AUGCCUACAUCACAGCUGCCUUCUUACUGGGAGGAAGCCAACUUUAAGGCGUCGCUGGAAGAUCCAGCGCAGGAAUGUCUCCCAGUAUAUUCUGAAAGCAUAAAUGCCCAAGUGGCGCCAACCUCGUCUGAACAGUCCUCGCGACUCACGGUCUCCAAGAUCAAAUCAGCGAUUUGGUCCUUCAUAAAAGGCAAGCCCUACUUGAGACAUAUACAAGCACCACCCCGUAUUCACGCAAGAGAGAUACGUCAACGAGAUGAUGGAAGCGCAAAAGAAGACUGGUCCAUCCCAACAACGAAGAACGACGGGCGUAAAAGGAUCAAAUUGGGAACCGCAGAAGCAUUUAGCAGGAAUCGCCCGACCAGUAUAAACGCCAUAAUACGCGUGGGAAUUGAUUUUAAGAUGGGCAGCUGA
Molecule: messenger RNA, 414 nt
Organism: Penicillium cataractarum
Lineage: Eukaryota; Fungi; Ascomycota; Eurotiomycetes; Eurotiales; Aspergillaceae
Exons: 2
Coding region: 1-414 (137 amino acids)
Source: RefSeq, a predicted model, not a curated record